Physella acuta is the source of this 3456-nucleotide messenger RNA. Its product is annotated as sodium/calcium exchanger 3. Gene Ontology annotation, molecular function: calcium:sodium antiporter activity. Gene Ontology annotation, cellular component: axon; sarcolemma; postsynapse. NCBI's taxonomy places the organism in Eukaryota, Metazoa, Mollusca, Gastropoda, Physidae. Gene Ontology annotation, biological process: cell communication; sodium ion transmembrane transport; calcium ion import across plasma membrane. The record is from RefSeq and is a predicted model, not a curated record.
UUUGGCUCACCGCUAGCUUGUAGGUUAGCAGUCGCUGGGCUGAUUGGUAAAUAUCGAUAGAUCUGGAGCGGCUGUUGUUUAGGAUUUCGAACGUGUUUCAAGCACGUGCACCGCAGUAGCACAACCAGCAGACACAAAACAAGUUGUGCAGGGACUGUCUCCGUGGCGAGUCGUGUUGGUGCAGUCUUCCCAGUCGAAUAACACUACUGUCUAUCUGCACGGUUGGUGUGUUAUCAGUGCACCUAUUGUGUCUAUCGGGACGGUUAUUUCACGUGUUAUUUCAUUGAAUCGUCUGCUGUGCUAUCAAACCUUGCAUUCACUCGACCUGAAGUCUUACAACGUCGGAUUAUUAAACUAAGAUGCUGUAGAGAACAAGAUGGAGAGCUGAUACCUGUCCAGGUGGACGAAGCAGACACCGCUAGAAGAACUAGUUUGAGCUGACCACUGGUCAUCUUGACGAUGUUGCCUGCACUCACCGCCCCGUGGGCCACGCUCAUGCGGCUCUGCCGGCAGAUGGCGCUUCUCGUGCUCUGCGUCACCGCAGUCCUUGAGAUGUCGGACGCCGCUGGCAGCCAGGAACCGAAGGGGAACUUCACGGAACCAGAGAACAACACAUGCAGUCGUGAGGCGUCCCCGUGUAAGGAGGGACUACUGGUGCCAAUGUGGCUACCCCAGGGCAACCUGGCCGUGGGGGAUGUGGCGGCCAGGGCGACGGUGUACAUGGUCGUGCUCAUCUACCUGUUCCUGGGGGUCUCCAUCAUCGCGGACAGGUUCAUGGCCGCCAUAGAGGUCAUCACCUCCAAAGAAAAGGAAGUCGUGAUUAAAAAAAACGACGGGACCAAGCAGAUCGUCAACGUUAGAAUAUGGAACGAAACGGUUUCGAACCUAACUCUUAUGGCACUGGGUUCUUCCGCGCCAGAAAUUCUGCUGUCCAUCAUUGAAGUCUGCGGCAACGAGUUCAACGCCGGCGAGCUUGGACCUGGCACUAUCGUUGGCAGCGCGGCCUUCAACCUCUUCAUUAUCAUCGCCAUUUGUGUCUAUGUCAUCCCCAGAGGGGAAGUCCGAAAAAUCAAACACCUGCGCGUUUUCUUUAUCACUGCAACAUGGAGUAUAUUCGCUUACCUGUGGCUGUACUUUAUCCUGGCUAUAUCCUCCCACGGCAUCGUGGAGAUCUGGGAGGCCGUGCUGACGUUUAUCUUCUUCCCCCUCACCGUCCUGACGGCGUACAUCGCGGAUACCAAGAUCUUCGUCAACCGAUUCCUCUCCAAGAAGUACACCGCCACCAAAACCAGCAAGACGGCCAUCACCAACACCGUCAACCCCCAUGACAUGGAGACCGGCGUUGACGGAAAACCGGAAGACUUUACCGGACUACUCACGGGGGGCGAGUCGGUGAGAGAGUUUGAAGCGCACCGGCAUGAUUUUAUCGAGAUCCUGCGCCAGCUGAGGAAGAAGAACCCGCAUCUGGAUAUGAAGACUUUAGAGGAGAUGGCCGAGUAUGAGGCGGUCAAUAAAGGGCCUAAGUCAAGAGCCUUUUAUCGAAUCCAGGCUACUAGGCUACUCACAGGCGGGGGGAACGUCAUAAAAAAAGCCAAAAAAGAAAAAUCAACCGUCGCACCUGCGUCACCUUCCGGUGAAAUUGAGGACAACGUGGCGAAGGUGUUUUUUGACCCGGGUCACUACACAGUCAUGGAGAACGUGGGUCACUUCAAUGUUACGGUGACAAGGGAAGGCGGGGACAUGUCAAGGGCGGUUCACGUGGAUUACCGUACAGAAGAUGGCACGGCUUCCGAUGGGGCUGACUACAUCGGGGUCAGCGGCACGUUGGUCUUCCAGCCCCAGGAGAAACACCGGCAGUUUGAGAUCGUCAUCCUGGACGAUGACGUGUUCGAGGAGGACGAGCACUUCUACGUGCACCUGUCCAACCCCAGGAUCACAGGGCCGCGUGAGGGCGAGUACCUGAGCGGCCCGGACAACAUCGUGCUGGUGACGCCCUUCACCGCCACGGUCAUGAUACUGGACGACGACCACCCGGGCGUCUUCCACUUCGAGGUGCCCGAGAUGACGGUCAGCGAGAGCGUCGGGGAAGUGGAGGUCAAGGUCAUCCGCUCGUCCGGGGCGCGUGGCCGGGUUCGGGUUCCGUAUUUUACAGUGGACGGGACGGCGACAACAGGCAAAGACUACACGGUGGUGGGGCAGGAGCUCGUCUUUGAUAACGACAUCGCUGAGCACACCAUCAGAGUGAAGAUUGUUGAUGAUGAGGAAUACGAAAAGACGGAAUCCUUCACGCUGGUACUGGGCGAUCCGAUACUGGAGAAGAAAGAAACGGGACAACUACCUGCUUGGGGAAAAUUGCGAGAUAUCUUCUAUUUACGUCUUUCAGUGCAGAAUGAUACGAAAGAUGAAAUUCGCCCGAUCGAGCCGCAAUCACUGCUGCACCGAUUCUCAAUUCCCUUCUCUAGGAGUGUAGGUGAGUCGAAACGAGAAGCCAUUGUGCCAGCAGUACCCACACUGAAAACAGAGGAUGGAGAUGACGCUGGGAUACCAAUACUUGGGGAAAUUAAAUCUAUUAAAAUCGCAAUCACAGAGUCUCAGGAAUUUAAAAAAACAGUGGACAAGCUCCUGAAACAAGCCACGCCCUCAUCUAUUAUAGGCACCUCAUCCUGGAAAGAGCAGUUUGUGGCUGCUGUUACAGUGAGUUCAGGUGAUGAUGCAGGUGAUGAUGGCGUGGAGAAGCUCCCAUCAUGCAUGGACUACAUGAUGCACUUUUUGACCCUCUUCUGGAAACUGAUGUUUGCCUUUGUGCCUCCAACAGACUAUUUUGGAGGCUGGGCUUGUUUUAUUGUCUCCAUUAUAGUGAUUGGAGUAAUCACAGCCGUUAUUGGAGACAUAGCUGCUGGCUUUGGCUGUACAGUUGGUCUGAAAGAUUCUGUCACAGCCAUCUCCUUUGUGGCUUUAGGCACCAGUGUGCCAGAUACCUUUGCAAGUAAAGUGGCUGCCGUGAAUGACCGUUAUGCUGAUUCUUCCAUCGGCAACGUCACAGGAAGUAACGCAGUCAAUGUGUUUUUGGGGAUUGGUAUUGCUUGGACAAUAGCAGCAGUCUACCAUGCCAUCCAUGGAAGGAAGUUUGAAGUUCCACCAGGAAACCUUGCCAUGUCUGUUACUGUUUUCUGCAUUCUGGCCCUACUGACUAUUGUAAUUAUGAUGGCGAGGCGCCAUAAGUUUAUAGGUGGGGAGCUGGGUGGACCCAGGUGCAUACAAAUUUUAACAACUGUUACUUUAUCUGCUUUUUGGAUACUAUAUCUUCUUAUUUCAUCUUUAGUAAUAUACUGUUAUAUUCCAGGUUUUUAACUAUGUAUUUAUACAUUGAAAAUACCCAGCCAUUUUCUACAAUGUUUACCGUGUGUGUAUUAACCCCACAAUUAAUGAACAUGAAUAAAGAUGAAAUGAUUGUGA